AUGGGCUUGCCACAUGUUCUUGCCUUGCCUUUCCCUGCUCAAGGCCAUGUCAUUCCCCUCAUGGAGCUCUGCUACUGCUUGGUGGAUCAUGGCUUCAAGGUCACCUUCGUCAACACUGAAUUCAACCACAAGCGCGUCAUCGCCGUGUUGUCGGCAGAGAGCACCGUGCGCCAGCUCGCUCUGGUCUCGGUUCCUGAUGGAUUAGGGGAGGAGGAUGAUCCGCACGAUCUGGUGAGGCAAACGGAAGCACUCCAGAACACCAUGCCUCGGUGCUUAGAGGAACUAAUCGAGAAGAGCAACGAGACGGGGGAGCCGAUGACUUGCAUGUUGGUGGACGAGGGCAUGGGAUGGGCUCUCGAGGUUGGCCGGAAGAAGGGUCUCAGAUCUGCCGCGUUCUGGCCGGCGGCUGCCCAGAUGCUGGCCGCGAUCCUGAGCAUAACAGAGUUGAUUUCAAGAGGCGUCCUUGAUGCAGAUGACUCGGCCGACGUUUGUCCGGAUGACUUCAAAGACCGCGUGGGAAACAGAGGGAUGAUGGUGGCUUGGGCGCCGCAGCAGAAGGUGCUGGCCCACCCUUUUGUCGGUUGCUUUGUGUCUCACUGCGGCUGGAACUCCACCAUGGAAGGCGUCAGGAACGGGAAGCUCUUCCUUUGCUGGCCAUACUUCGCAAACCAGUUUCUGAACCAGAGCUACAUUUGCGACCAUUGGAAGGUGGGUCUGAGCUUGACGCCUGACGAGAGCGGGAUCGUCAAGCGUGAACAGCUCAAAUCCAAGGUGGAAGCGCUGCUGGGGGAUGCGGAGAUGAGUGCAAGAGCGUCGUCGUUGAAGGAGAAAGCUCAAAGCAAUACUGACCAAGGAGGGACUUCAUUCCACAGUCUCAAGAGGUUCAUCGACACUAUCAAGGCGGCGAAUCCUUAA
Zingiber officinale is the source of this 915-nucleotide messenger RNA. RefSeq names its product UDP-glycosyltransferase 83A1-like. The coding region runs from base 1 to 915 and encodes 304 amino acids. Gene Ontology annotation, molecular function: UDP-glycosyltransferase activity. Lineage: Eukaryota; Viridiplantae; Streptophyta; Magnoliopsida; Zingiberales; Zingiberaceae. The record is from RefSeq and is a predicted model, not a curated record. The transcript has a single exon.